Molecule: messenger RNA, 3699 nt
Organism: Leptonychotes weddellii (Weddell seal)
Lineage: Eukaryota; Metazoa; Chordata; Mammalia; Carnivora; Phocidae
Gene: MAP3K12
Product: mitogen-activated protein kinase kinase kinase 12
Biological process (GO): protein autophosphorylation; JNK cascade
Cellular component (GO): cytoplasm
Molecular function (GO): MAP kinase kinase kinase activity; ATP binding
Source: RefSeq, a predicted model, not a curated record
GCCGAUAUCUCGUAGGCUAUGUUGAGGAUUCAGAGGCUGGAUCUGACUGUGACUUAAGCUUUCUGAGCCUCAGUUUCCUCAAGAAUAUAAAGGGACCGACGGUAACAGCUCCUUCCCUGGGUGGUGGUGAAGAGCCAAGGAGCUACUGCGUCCGUAGUGUAGGGGCGGCCUUUAAGACGACCGUCCUGCCUGCGCGCGCGUGCUGUGCGAAGCCUGGGAUCCCUGCGGGAGCGUCGGAGUCUCAGGGAGUGCAGGCUGUCAGAGGGGCCGGACGCCUGAGCACACGGUGCCUCCAGGAUAAUGGGAGCCAUGACGGAGGAGGGCCCAGCGCUCGCCACCGCCCCCGGGCCCAGAGGCCAUGGCCUGCCUCCAUGAGACCCGCACGCCCUCCCCUUCCUUCGGGGGUUUCGUGUCCACCCUAAGCGAGGCGUCGAUGCGCAAGCUCGACCCGGACACUUCCGACUGCACCCCGGAGAAGGACCUGACGCCUACCCAGUGUGUACUUCGAGAUGUGGUGCCGCUCAGUGGGCAGGGUGGGGGCGGCCCCAGCCCCUCCCCAGGUGGAGAGCCGCCCCCUGAGCCUUUUGCCAAUAGUGUCCUGCAGCUGCACGAGCAGGAUGCGGGGGGCCCCGGGGGAGCCACGGGGUCGCCUGAGAGCCGCGCGUCCCGCGCCCGAGCCGACGAGGUGCGGCUGCAGUGUCAGAGCGGCAGCGGCUUCCUGGAGGGGCUCUUCGGCUGCCUGCGCCCCGUCUGGACCAUGAUCGGCAAAGCCUACUCCACAGAGCACAAGCAGCAGCAGGAAGACCUUUGGGAGGUCCCCUUUGAGGAGAUCCUGGACCUGCAGUGGGUGGGCUCAGGGGCCCAGGGCGCCGUCUUCCUGGGGCGCUUCCACGGGGAGGAGGUGGCUGUGAAGAAGGUACGGGACCUGAAGGAGACGGACAUCAAGCACCUGCGGAAGCUGAAGCACCCCAACAUCAUCACCUUCAAGGGCGUGUGCACCCAGGCUCCCUGCUACUGCAUCCUCAUGGAGUUCUGCGCCCAGGGCCAGCUGUAUGAGGUACUGCGGGCUGGCCGCCCUGUCACCCCCUCAUUGCUGGUUGACUGGUCCAUGGGCAUCGCCGGUGGCAUGAACUACCUGCACCUGCACAAGAUUAUCCAUAGAGACCUCAAGUCCCCCAACAUGCUAAUCACGUACGACGAUGUGGUGAAGAUCUCCGAUUUUGGCACUUCCAAGGAGCUGAGUGACAAGAGCACCAAGAUGUCCUUUGCAGGGACGGUAGCCUGGAUGGCCCCUGAAGUGAUCCGCAACGAGCCCGUGUCCGAGAAGGUCGACAUCUGGUCCUUUGGUGUGGUGCUAUGGGAACUGCUGACUGGUGAGAUCCCCUACAAAGACGUAGACUCCUCAGCCAUCAUCUGGGGUGUGGGAAGCAACAGUCUCCAUCUGCCUGUGCCCUCCAGCUGCCCAGACGGCUUCAAAAUCCUGCUUCGCCAGUGUUGGAACAGCAAACCAAGAAAUCGUCCGUCAUUCCGCCAGAUCCUGCUGCACCUGGACAUCGCCUCAGCUGACGUCCUCUCCACGCCCCAGGAGACUUACUUUAAGUCCCAGGCAGAGUGGCGUGAAGAGGUAAAGCUGCACUUUGAAAAAAUUAAGUCAGAAGGGACCUGUCUGCACCGCCUAGAAGAGGAGCUGGUGAUGCGGAGGAGGGAGGAGCUCAGACACGCCUUGGACAUCAGGGAGCACUAUGAACGGAAGCUGGAGAGAGCCAACAACUUGUACAUGGAACUUAAUGCCCUCAUGUUGCAGCUGGAGCUCAAGGAGCGGGAGCUGCUCAGGAGAGAACAAGCUUUAGAGCGGAGAUGCCCAGGUCUGCUUAAGUCACACCCUUCCCGAGGCCUCCUGCAUGGGAACACGAUGGAGAAGCUCAUCAAGAAGAGGAAUGUCCCACAGAAACUGUCACCCCACAGUAAAAGGCCAGAUAUCCUCAAGACUGAAUCUUUGCUACCUAAACUUGAUGCUGCCCUGAGCGGGGUGGGGCUUCCCGGGUGUCCUAAGGGCCCCCCCUCACCAGGACGGAGUCGUCGUGGCAAGACUCGUCACCGCAAGGCCAGCGCCAAGGGCAGCUGUGGAGACCUGCCUGGGCUUCGUGCAGCUUUGCCACCCCAUGAACCUGGGGGACUAGGAAGCCCAGGGGGGCUAGGAGGGGGACCCUCAGCCUGGGAGGCCUGCCCUCCGGCCCUGCGUGGGCUCCACCAUGACCUCCUGCUUCGAAAAAUGUCUUCAUCAUCCCCGGAUCUGCUGUCAGCAGCACUGGGAGCCCGGGGCCGCGGGGCCACAGGGGGAGCUGGGGAUCCUGGCUCACCGCCUCCAGCCCGGGGAGACACCCCGCCAAGUGAGGGCUCAGCACCUGGCUCCACCAGCCCAGAUUCACCUGGGGGAGCCAAAGGGGAGCCACCUCCACCAGCAGGGCCUGGUGACAUUGUGGGGCUGCUGGGAACUGGAAGGGAAGGGACGGCGGGACGGGGAGGAAGCCGGGCUGGGUCCCAGCACUUGACCCCAGCCGCGCUGCUGUACAGGGCUGCCGUCACCCGGAGCCAGAAACGUGGCAUCUCAUCAGAGGAAGAGGAAGGAGAGGUGGACAGUGAGGUAGAGCUGCCCUCAAGCCAGAGGUGGCCUCAAGGCCUGAACAUGCGCCAGUCACUGUCCACCUUCAGCUCAGAGAAUCCAUCUGAUGGGGAGGAGGGCACGGCCAGUGAGCCCUCCCCCAGUGGCACACCUGAAGUUGGCAGUACCAACACUGACGAGCGGCCAGAUGAGCGGUCUGAUGACAUGUGUUCCCAGGGCUCAGAAAUCCCACUGGACCCACCUGCAUCAGAGGUGGUUCCUGGCCCCGAACCCAGCUCCCAACCCAUCCCACACCAGGACCUACCCAGAGGGGAGCAGGGCCCUCCCAAUAACGAGGACUCAGACUGUGACAGCACUGAACUGGACAACUCCAACAGUGGUGAAGCCUUGCAGCCUCCAGCCUCCCUCCCUCCAUGAAAGCCACUCUUACUCCUGUACAUAGAGAAAUUAUUUAUAUAAAUAAUAUAUAAGCGCCACAUAAUCAACAGAGAAAGAUGGGGCUGUCCCAGCCUUAAGUCAGGCUCAAGGGAGUCUGACCCCUGACCAAUUCACCUGAUAAAUUCUAGGGCUACCGGCAGCUGUGGAAAUGGACAAGUAUUACCCUAGAGCUGUGGGUACGGGCAAACUGGCCCCUUCCUGCUUCACCCCAUUAUGUUCAGCGAGCGGUAAGGCAAUAGAAAAGCCAGACUUGCCUCUUAUGUUCCUCUAUACUCUUUUCCCCCUAACCCUGGGGAGGAGGAAAGGGAGCCACUUAGACUGCACUUUUUUGUUUUCCGUUUACUCUGUUUACACAUUUUGCACUUGGGAGGAGGGAGGCGAAGGCUGGGUCCUCCCCUCUGAGGUUUCUCAGGUGGCGAUGUAACUAAUUUCUUUGUCCCUCCAUUUCUCUGCCCAAGCCCUGGCUUAGGGCCUAGGGGGAGCUUAGGAGAUUGUGAAAGCAUGUGAUGGCUCAGGCUGAAGAAAGGGGAUGAUGUUUUAAGUCCCUGCUUUUAUCCUGGCGCCUGACUGGGGUGGGGACUGUCAUAUUGUAACCCCUGUGAAAAAAUCUUAAAAUAUAACCACUCCAUGCAGGCCCA